GAACAUUAGAUCCAAACCAAGCAGCAGGCAAGUCGCCUGUCCGAGGUAGACGUUUGGCAAUGGGCAUGUUUGCGUUUUAAAGCAAUCAGAUAGAAAUGUCCGGGCUUCCUAAAACAGAUGCUGACAGAGGCAGCAAGCUGCUGAGAUUAAUUUCAGACCAUGACUUAUUGGCACUCAGUGACACAGUCACAAACAAGAUGAUUGCCGUGGGCAGCGCGGAAGAGGCAAUACGGGCUAUUAUAACCUACUCCAAGAGCUCAGAAGAACUUUUGAAGCGAAAGAAAGUCCAUCGCGACGUCAUUUUCAAGUACCUUGCAAAUGAAGGUAUUGUAAUGCCAGUUAACUCUGAGAAACAUCAACUGGUGAAGACAACACUGGAAUAUUGGUCAUCGAGCAAGAUUUGUCAGAAAUCCCCUGCAGACAAUGACCAUGUUUCCAGUAACGCCAUGGGUGAUGGUCUUUCCGACCUCGUUACAUUGGGGAGGCAGUUUUGUGAGUGGUUCUUUCAGCUCUGGAAUAGUCAAAACCCAACUGUUGAACAAGCGCCACAGGAAUGGGGACCACAGCACUUCUGGGGCGACGUCAGGCUCCGUCUCCGGGCGAUCACCGGCGAGGAAAACAUGGAAGAGUUCUCAGGGGCAGAUUUGGUGAGCUUGCGGCUUCAGGCGUUACCACGUGAGGAGUGUCUCCUCUUCAACCCCAACCUGGAGCCCCAGGGUCUGAGGACUUUAUCGUCGGCACAUGGUUUGGUAGUAGUGGCCGUGGCCGGCACCAUCCACAGGGCACAAGGCUGCCUUGGUCUUUUUGAACAGGUCUUUGGCCUCAUUCGCUCCCCAAUGGACAACAACAGCUGGAAGAUCAAAUUUAUUGACUUGAAAAUAAGGUCGCAGAACUCCAUCGAAGGCACAAAAGAGAUGGACUCACCUGAACUGACUUACACCUCCAGUGAACUACAGCUGCUUUGUAGCUGAUGUCUUUUUUAUUAUUGGUUAAGUUUAACUCGACACUAUGUUUUAAUAAUGUCAUGUUAAUUAUGAAUAAACAUGGCAGUUAUUUAGUGAACUGUUUUUGUUUACAGUGCA
Molecule: messenger RNA, 1082 nt
Organism: Engraulis encrasicolus (European anchovy)
Lineage: Eukaryota; Metazoa; Chordata; Actinopteri; Clupeiformes; Engraulidae
Gene: c13h3orf38
Product: chromosome 13 C3orf38 homolog
Exons: 3
Coding region: 96-971 (291 amino acids)
Source: RefSeq, a predicted model, not a curated record